AUGCUUUUACCACCGCGACGGAACCGGACCCUGUACCCGCCGCUGCUGCUCUUGCAGCUGCAGCUGCCCCCGGCAGGAGCCUGGGGCCCGGAAGGCGCAGGCGGGAACAGCCGGGAGAUCCUGGGGCCGGCUCAGAUAGUCACUGCCAGCCUCCUGUCGCUGCUCAUUCUCUGGACCUUGCUGGGGAAUGUAUUGGUGUGUGUGGCCAUCAUCCGAUACAGACAUUUGCGCUCCAAGAUGACCAACAUCUUCAUUGUGUCUUUGGCCAUCUCUGACCUCUUCGUGGCCCUCCUAGUCAUGCCCUGGAAAGCCGUGGCAGAGGUGGCCGGUUAUUGGCCCUUUGGGACUUUCUGCAAUAUUUGGGUGGCCUUUGACAUCAUGUGCUCUACUGCCUCCAUCCUGAACCUGUGCGUCAUCAGCGUGGACCGCUACUGGGCCAUCUCCAGCCCCUUCCGCUAUGAGCGGAAGAUGACCCAGAGGGUGGCCUUGAUCAUGAUCGGUGCAGCCUGGGCCUUGUCCAUCCUCAUCUCUUUUAUCCCUGUGCAACUCAAUUGGCAUAAAGACCAAGAGAUUUUUUCUAGAAACCAGUCCCCUCCAUCCACUUUCACCAAUGGGACUCCCUGGGGAGAGGAGACAGAGGAGCUCGAGGCUGAUGGGGUAGAGAACUGUGACUCGAGUCUCAACAGAACUUAUGCCAUCUCCUCGUCCCUGAUCAGUUUCUACAUACCGGUGGCCAUCAUGAUCGUGACCUAUACGAGGAUUUAUCGCAUAGCCCAGGUGCAGAUCCGGAGGAUUUCCUCCUUGGAAAGGGCUGCAGAGCAUGCUCAGAGCUGCCGGAGCAACCGAAUGGACUACCAGCAUCACAACAGCCUCAAGACCUCCAUCAAGAAGGAGACCAAAGUCCUAAAGACACUAUCUGUGAUCAUGGGGGUCUUUGUCUGCUGCUGGCUCCCAUUCUUCAUUCUGAACUGCAUGGUUCCUUUCUGUGACAACCCUGGGGACCCCCAAGCUGGCUUCCCCUGUGUGAGUGAGACAACCUUUGACAUCUUUGUCUGGUUUGGGUGGGCCAACUCAUCCCUCAACCCCAUCAUCUAUGCCUUCAAUGCUGACUUUCGGAAAGUAUUUGCCAACCUUCUGGGGUGCAGCCACUUCUGUGCUGGAACCCCAGUGGAGACAGUGAACAUUAGCAACGAGCUCAUCUCUUAUAAUCAGGACACAGUAUUCCACAAAGAGAUUGCCACUGCUUAUGUCAACAUGAUCCCUAACGUGGUUGACUCUGUGAGUGGAAAUGAUGAUGGUCCCUUUGACAGGAUGUCUCAGAUUUCCCAAACUUCCCCACAUCAUGAUCUUGCAACUGAUUCAGUGUGCGAGCUGGACUGUGAGGGAGAGAUUUCACUGGGCAAAAUAACACCCUUCACUCCAAAUGGUUUACAUUAAACUGCUUAAGGAAUUUGCUUCUUGGAAUGGUACAUUCGCAGAGGUUUACAUACACAUAUAAACCCAAACACCCAAACACAUACACACUCCUACACUUGUUGGUCAGGUAACACAUG
Messenger RNA from Trichosurus vulpecula (common brushtail), 1553 nucleotides. It is a transcript of the gene DRD5, whose product is annotated as dopamine receptor D5. Gene Ontology annotation, cellular component: plasma membrane. The record is from RefSeq and is a predicted model, not a curated record. The coding region runs from base 1 to 1437 and encodes 478 amino acids. NCBI's taxonomy places the organism in Eukaryota, Metazoa, Chordata, Mammalia, Diprotodontia, Phalangeridae. Gene Ontology annotation, biological process: adenylate cyclase-activating adrenergic receptor signaling pathway. Gene Ontology annotation, molecular function: dopamine neurotransmitter receptor activity; G protein-coupled receptor activity. The transcript has a single exon.